Trifolium pratense (red clover) is the source of this 1427-nucleotide messenger RNA. RefSeq names its product kinectin. Lineage: Eukaryota; Viridiplantae; Streptophyta; Magnoliopsida; Fabales; Fabaceae. The coding region runs from base 162 to 1046 and encodes 294 amino acids. The transcript is spliced from 2 exons. The record is from RefSeq and is a predicted model, not a curated record.
GAAAGACAACAAAAAUAACUCUCUCUUCUUGGAUCUCUUAAUACAUCUUAUAUUGAAAAUUCACAAAUAAUAAUAUUAAAAAACUUCUGCUUAUUAUUUUUUAUCAUAUCUUUUACCACUAUAAAUCUCCCUCUUGAAAUUUGAUCAAUUGUGGGCAUAGCAUGGAUAAGAUCCGAGCAUUUUCAUCUCCCCAAUUAAAUUCUUCUUCAACAAGUAACAAUCCAGAUGAAAUUGGUAUGGAAGGACUUGCCACAAAUGUUAGGUUAUUGUUGAAACUAAUUCAAGAUCAUAAUGGGGCUACCACAAAAGACAAUGAUGAAAGAAAGUUUCACAGGAUGAAUGGCAUGAUGUCUCUCUUAGAUGAGGUUAGGACAAGGGUUCAAAAAGUUCAAACUUCUACCAAGAAAAGAGCUGAACUUAGGAGAUGUAACACUGACCUUAGGCCAAACAUUCCAAAGGACAAAAGAGCUCCUGAUGUGCCUACAGAUGAGAAAGAUAGACUAAAGAAAGAGUUAAAUGCAAGCUUGGUGGCACGGCAGAGUCUUCAAGCAAUGUGUUCAAGUUUGGGAAAAGAAAAGCAAAUCAUGGCUUCUGAACUUGCAAGAAAAGCUCAAGAAUUAACAGAACUUGAGGAGCUUGUAGAAGAUCUAAAAUCUCAGAAUGAAACAUUGGUGGGAAGGUUGCAUGCUUACAACUCGGAACAGAAGGAAAAAAAGAGCAGUAGUGGGGUUGAAAUGGAAGGGAACAUAGUCCUCCAAGAACGUAACAAGGCUCUUUCUGAACAACUCCAAAAGUCCAUUGAUGGUUAUAGGUCUUUGAAGAGAAAAUUGAAAGACAUGCAUGAGGAAAAAAAGGAAAUGCAUGCCACAAUGGAGCAAAUGGGGCUGGAAGUUCAAUCAGGCAUUGACAGGAUUCAUAGCUUCAAGGAACAAAUGGAAACAACUAAUUUAGAGAUAAGUGACGUAGGAAAGGAAAUAUCAGUUUUAGAGCAAAUGCUUGAAUCUCUUAGCAUGAAAAUAUCGAAACAUACACAGAAGAAGACUUAAUAAUAUGAAAGCCAAAAGCUCAAUCUGCGAUUGGAAGAAGAAAAGGUGAGAAGCAUGGUUUACAGGGGCCAAAGAAUGAAACACUGAAAGAUUCAUCCAUGUACAACAUACCAUUAUUCACUUCUAACCUAUAUUGUCUAUUUCCACCACCGUCUAGAGAACACACUCUUAGACCAUGAGCAGAAAGGAAGCCAUUAGCGAAAACACUUGACUGUAAUAUAAUUGUAGUACUUGUAAUGAUUGAUGAAAAAUGGUCAAAUAGGAUAAUAGUGAUGUCCACUUUUCUGAAAUUAGAUUUCUAAUGGGACAAGACUUGUUUUAUAUACCAGAUUCUUGUCCUCAUUUUGUGCAUGUGAUAAAAUUGAAAUCUUGUUCAACUCA